CGGCGAAGGCGUAUUCACAGUUUCUAAGCGGCGGUGAAAAUCGAAACCUACGUGGCCUUUUUGGUCACGCGUACAACAUUGGCAAUUACACGUGCGUGAAACCUGCUGUUAAAACACAUGAUGAAGGCACCCUUGUUUCGAGGGUGCGUCCUUUUCUUUGGCAUAAAUGUGGUCCUGAGUCACGUGGCGUACGAUCAAAGUUGCCUUGUAAGCCAAACAGUAAUGAAGUAUACAGGAUGCCCUACGCAAACUUGGCAGUACAACGCAAGAAUUAGGAAGUGUGUGCAGAGUUGCGUACCAAGUGGCCCAUUCAGAUCGAAGGAUGAAUGCGACGGAAUUUGCCGUAGUAGUGACGUGUGCAAAGCUCCGCGGCCUCUAUCGUCCUGUGAGAAGGGCACCGAACACCUCGUUUUCUACUACAACCCGACGAACAAAACCUGUGUCCAAGGCCGGCAGUGCACGUAUGCGGGGAACAAUUUCCCCACCAUGAUGGAGUGCCAACAAACGUGCACCAAACACCGAUUCUGGCCGUCGAUACCGAACCGAUGCCGCGUGUACCCGAGCCAUGGGAAUUACUGCUUUUGGGGAUGGCGCAGUGGGUCAGCCCGAUACUACUACGACCCUUACGCCGGCCGGUGCGUCGGUUUUUGGUACUACGGCUGUGGGGGAACGCGCAAUAACUUCGCCACCUUGGACGAGUGCCAGCGACGUUGUGCAGGGCGUCAAGGCGUUAUUCCGGUAUAUCCUGUCGGCACUGACGCAGGGAUUGUAUUUUCCAAUUGAAGAGGCGCCAGCCCCAACUUCACUUAUCAGAAUCGUCUACUUGCAAUAAACCCGAAGCUUGAUAACGACAAGCGCAGCUCAAGAAAAAACAAUGCACCAAGAAACCAACGAAGAAGCAAGCAGAAAAAAGAAUUUCUCGCGAGCAUGAAAAUCGAAGGUUCUUUUAAUUAGUUCCAGCAAGCACAGCUAUCUAACUUCGUACCCAUGGAGACAGCCUCUCUCCUUUUUUUUUUUUUUGAUGCAUUAAACACUGACCCACCCUAACAACA
This is a messenger RNA of Dermacentor andersoni, 1052 nucleotides long. RefSeq names its product BPTI/Kunitz domain-containing protein-like. The record is from RefSeq and is a predicted model, not a curated record. Gene Ontology annotation, molecular function: serine-type endopeptidase inhibitor activity. NCBI's taxonomy places the organism in Eukaryota, Metazoa, Arthropoda, Arachnida, Ixodida, Ixodidae.